This is a messenger RNA of Physeter macrocephalus (sperm whale), 2480 nucleotides long. It is a transcript of the gene JAKMIP2, whose product is annotated as janus kinase and microtubule interacting protein 2. Lineage: Eukaryota; Metazoa; Chordata; Mammalia; Artiodactyla; Physeteridae. The record is from RefSeq and is a predicted model, not a curated record. The transcript is spliced from 20 exons. The coding region runs from base 1 to 2466 and encodes 821 amino acids. Gene Ontology annotation, molecular function: kinase binding; microtubule binding.
AUGUCCAAGAAAGGGCGAAAUAAGGGCGAGAAGCCCGAGGCGCUCAUUGUCGCCCUUCAAGCUGCCAACGAAGACCUCAGGACCAAGCUCACAGACAUCCAGAUAGAGCUGCAUCAAGAGAAGUCCAAGGUAUCUAAACUCGAAAGAGAGAAAACUCAAGAAGCCAAGAGGAUCCGUGAGCUAGAACAGCGCAAACACACGGUCCUGGUGACCGAACUCAAAGCCAAGCUCCACGAGGAGAAGAUGAAGGAGCUGCAGGCCGUGCGGGAGAAUCUCAUCAAGCAGCACGAGCAGGACAUGGCCCGGACAGUGAAGGUGCGGGACGGGGAGAUCCAGAGGCUCAAGUCGGCGCUGUGUGCGCUCCGGGACGGCAGCAGCGACAAAGUAAGGACAGCGCUCACCAUCGAGGCCCGCGAGGAGGCCCGGAAACUGUUUGAUGCAGAGCGCCUUAAGCUCUUACAGGAAAUUGCGGACCUGAAAACGGCCAAGAAGCAGGUGGAUGAGGCGCUAAGCAAUGUGAUCCAAGCGGAUAAAAUCAAGGCUGGGGACCUCAGGAGUGAGCAUCAGUCCCACCAAGAAGCCAUCUCCAAGAUCAAGUGGGAGUCGGAGCGGGAUAUUCGGAGGCUGAUGGAUGAAAUCAAAGCCAAGGACAGGAUCAUCUUUUCCCUGGAAAAGGAACUGGAGACCCAAACAGGCUAUGUACAGAAACUCCAACUGCAGAAGGAGGCUUUGGAUGAACAGCUCUUUCUGGUCAAGGAGGCUGAAUGUAACAUGAGCAGUCCAAAACGAGAAAUUCCGGGAAGGGCAGGAGAUGGCUCUGAACACUGCAGCAGUCCUGAUUUGCGAAGAAAUCAAAAGAGAAUAGCUGAGUUGAAUGCCACUAUAAGAAAAUUAGAAGACAGGAAUACCUUGCUUGGAGAUGAACGAAAUGAAUUGUUAAAACGCGUGCGGGAAACCGAAAAACAAUGUAAACCUCUUCUGGAAAGGAACAAGUGCCUCGCCAAGAGAAACGAUGAACUGGUGGUGUCUUUGCAGCGCAUGGAAGAGAAACUAAAAGCCGUUACCAAGGAAAAUUCAGAAAUGAGAGAAAAAAUUACAUCUCAUCCACCCUUGAAGAAGUUAAAGUCUCUGAAUGACCUCGAUCAAGCUAAUGAAGAACAAGAGACAGAGUUUCUAAAACUUCAGGUCAUUGAACAACAGAACAUUAUUGAUGAGCUCACAAGGGACCGGGAAAAGCUCAUUCGUAGGAGAAAGCAUAGAAGAAGUUCCAAGCCAAUUAAGAGGCCUGUUUUGGACCCAUUUAUUGGCUACGAUGAGGACUCCAUGGAUUCAGAAACAUCAUCCAUGGCCUCAUUUAGAACAGACCGAACGCCAGCUACUCCUGAUGAUGACUUGGAUGAAAGUCUAGCAGCUGAAGAAUCUGAGCUACGAUUCCGACAAUUAACAAAAGAGUACCAAGCUCUCCAAAGAGCCUAUGCCCUCUUGCAGGAGCAGACUGGAGGCAUCAUUGAUGCUGAAAGAGAAGCUAAGGCUCAAGAGCAACUCCAGGCAGAGGUGCUAAGGUAUAAAGCCAAAAUUGAAGAUCUGGAAGCGACUCUGGCUCAGAAAGGGCAGGAUUCACACUGGGUAGAAGAUAAACAACUUUUCAUUAAGAGAAACCAGGAGCUUUUAGAAAAGAUAGAAAAACAAGAGGCAGAAAAUCACCGGCUCCAACAGGAACUGCAGGAUGCCAGAGACCAGAAUGAGCUGCUGGAGUUUCGAAAUCUAGAGCUAGAAGAAAGAGAGAGACGAUCCCCUCCAUUUAAUCUGCAAAUUCACCCAUUCUCAGAUGGUGUGAGUGCUCUACAGAUCUACUGUAUGAAAGAAGGUGUCAAGGAUGUGAACAUCCCUGAUCUCAUAAAGCAGCUUGAUAUCUUGGGUGAUAACGGGAAUUUAAGAAAUGAAGAGCAAGUGGCUAUAAUUCAGGCCAGCACUGUGCUGUCCCUGGCAGAAAAGUGGAUCCAGCAAAUUGAAGGAGCAGAGGCUGCCCUGCACCAGAAAAUGAUGGAACUGGAAAGUGACAUGGAACAAUUCUGCAAAAUCAAAGGCUAUCUGGAAGAAGAACUAGACUACAGGAAACAAGCUCUCGACCAAGCAUAUAUGGUAGGUACAACAAGCAUUAGAGACACUCCGAGUAGAAUCCAGGAACUAGAAGCGACUUUGUACAAUGCUCUGCAGCAAGAAACUGUUAUCAAGUUUGGUGAAUUAUUAACUGAAAAACAGCAAGAGGAGCUGAGGACAGCAGUGGAAAAGUUACGGCGGCAGAUGCUGAGGAAGAGCAGAGAGUACGACUGUCAGAUUCUACAGGAGAGAAUGGAGCUCUUACAGCAAGCCCAUCAGAGAAUUCGUGACUUAGAAGAUAAAACAGACAUCCAGAAAAGACAGAUAAAGGACUUAGAAGAAAAGAGUAACCGAAAACACGGAUAAUACCGCAGAAAAGC